This is a messenger RNA of Andrographis paniculata, 1676 nucleotides long. RefSeq names its product two-component response regulator ORR26-like. The record is from RefSeq and is a predicted model, not a curated record. Gene Ontology annotation, molecular function: DNA binding; DNA-binding transcription factor activity. The transcript has 5 exons. Bases 483 to 1529 code for a protein of 348 amino acids. Lineage: Eukaryota; Viridiplantae; Streptophyta; Magnoliopsida; Lamiales; Acanthaceae.
UAUAGGUUUGUCAAUCAAAGAUACCUUCCGAUCGAUUUAAUUUCCAUAGACAAGUAUUUCCAGAGAGAGAGAGAGAGAGAGAGAUGGGGGUGGAUCUUUCAUCUUCCUAGCUAGUUAGCUAGUUCUCUCAUUCUAGGGUUUUAUUCUUCAUUCGUUCUAGCUAUAUAUCUAGGGUUAUAGAUCAUAUAUAAUGUGAUCUUUUAUUCUGUGGGGGAAUAAGGUUUGGGUGUAGUAUAACUAGCUUACCUGCAGGCUGGAGAACUACAGGAGGAGAGAUAGAUUCAAUAUAUAUCAGAUCAUAUAUAGCUUGAGCUUCUAGUACGUAAUUAGCCCUAGCUAGUUGUCGAAAGAAUCAGUAGGCUCCUCUGUACAGAUUGAUCAGAGAUAUAUAAGAUCAGAUAUUAGUUAGUACGUAGCCAGAUGUGCAUUCCAGUUUCUUUGUAAUUAUAUCCAAAAAGGCUACGUCUGUCAGGGAGAUUCAAAUGGAAAGUGAUGACAAAGGCAGUUAUCUGAAGAAAAGCCACUGCGAGGAUCAGGAGACUGAUCGUGAUGACGAGGGGGAGAGCUGCACUGUGAAAGAUGGAGGAAGUUCAAGCAACAGCACGGUUGAUGAGUGCGAGAAGAAGCCUUCUGUGCGGUCAUAUGUCCGAUCCAAGAUGCCGAGGCUCCGGUGGACACCCGAUCUUCACAUCCGCUUUGUGCACGCUGUGGAAAGGCUUGGUGGACAAGAGAGAGCAACCCCAAAGUUAGUGCUUCAACUGAUGAACAUUAAAGGACUGAAAAUUGCUCAUGUCAAGAGCCACUUGCAGAUGUACAGGAGCAAGAAGAUUGAUGGAUCAAAUGAAGAUCACAGGCUCUUUAUGGAAGGUGUAGAUCAGAACAUUUACAAAUCAACUCAGCCGCCUCAUUUUACCAACUUCAACCAAAGAAAAAUCUCAAACUUCGGGUAUGGAGAUGCUCCUUGGAUUAAUAGUCAUGGAAAACGGAUGCAUGACUUUACUAUGGGGCAGACUCCAAGCAGCAAGCUGACGAAGCCAGGAUUUUAUAGUACAAUGACAGAAAGGUUCUUGGGCAGCAAAUUCCAUAGAUCAACAAACACUGAUCUUUGUUCCAGAAUUUCCUCUUUCAAUGAAGGAUCCAUACGGCUCAUCAAUGAAGAUACGAAACAAGAAUAUGCUUCAAGGCAGAAGCAAGAAAAUUGGGUAGGUCAAUCUACUGAGUUCAACUCUUUGAAGCUGAUCCAGAAUGGAGUUCUUGGGCAUAUAAUGGUGCCACCAUCAGGCACUGGUGAGAGCUGCAUGAGCCACCUGAAGAAGGUUGGAUACAAAAGAAAAGCCUCUGAUGCUGAACUUGAUUUGAAUUUAUCACUUGGGCUGGAACCAAAACAUGUGGAACCGGAGGAUAAGCAAUACCUGGAUUUGUCACUGCACAUUACCCCUACCUCUUCAAAGUUUAUUAAGAAGAUGACAAUUGAAACUCUUGGUUGCGAAACUGCAAGAGGGAUGAGUACUCUGGAUCUGACUCUAUGAAUUAGGUAAGAUUCUAAGUGAGAUCUUGAGGUACUUGUUUCUGAGUUUGCAUUUCUAAGACUGUCUUGUAGCAUUAAGAUAGAACCGAUAAUCAGAAUCGUUUGCAAAUGUUUAUUUCUUGUGAUCUAAUAUAUCUAUCUAUAUCUA